This is a messenger RNA of Chelonia mydas (Green sea turtle), 8578 nucleotides long. RefSeq names its product relaxin family peptide receptor 3 (gene RXFP3). The transcript has a single exon. Gene Ontology annotation, molecular function: G protein-coupled receptor activity. The record is from RefSeq and is a predicted model, not a curated record. Gene Ontology annotation, biological process: G protein-coupled receptor signaling pathway; immune response. Gene Ontology annotation, cellular component: membrane. Bases 2242 to 3528 code for a protein of 428 amino acids. Lineage: Eukaryota; Metazoa; Chordata; Testudines; Cheloniidae.
UCUUUUAUUGUUCCUGAUGACAUAUGAAACAGAAAGAACAGAGCUGGGUUUCCAAUACUGGGGGGAGACUGCAGUGCUAGCAGUGAGGGACGGAGAUAUGGUUUGAUUUGUGUCUUGUAGGGAGAAAAUCUGACAUAAAAAGGGAAGGUUGCUCAAGCGUGACACCAGAUGCUACUUCCUCUUAAACUUUUCCCCAACCUCCCAGGGACUACAAUAAUGAAAUAUGGACAUGAGAGUUUUAUUCAGUUCAAGGGCUCUGGUCAAAGGUAAACUUCUUGUCAACUCUUGGUGUCUGUAAGAAGAUUUGUCUGUGGCUGCUGUUUUUCUCUACACCCUUAUUUUGUUAUGCAUUAUUUUCCCCUGAAACCCCAGAGCCCUCUAGUGGCGAAUGUUAAAAUAUUCAUAAGGAUUUUCUAUCAAAGGGUCUGCGCUUUUUGACGGCAACGGCAAAUGUCCGAUGGACUUCAGUGGGAGAAUAGGACCCAAAGCCAGGACCACCUACCCUGUCCAAUUUCCCUUAGCAAUCCUCUACUGCAUUCUUUCCACUUUACAAGGACCUAGUAUCUAAUGUUCAUCUUUACUGUUUUCAUAUAACUCAUUUCAAAUUAAGAGAUAAGGAUCACCACUACAGUCAACCUUUAUUUUUAAGGAGACAAAGAUUUGUAGUCAUUUAAUAUUAAUCUGUGGUUUUAACAUAUUUACCUUUCAUUAUAGAAAAAUAAUUCUGAGACGUUUUCGAGUUGCAUUGCUUGCUCACAAAAAAAAGGAAGAGGGGAAGAAAGAUCAAAUAAUUUUAGAUUCAUUCUGUAGCUAAGCAAAAUGUAAUACCACAUCCCUCCAAGGAAUCCAAGCAUUAUGGAAACAUUGGAUAAUGAUAGGUUGGUUUGUUAAUAAUCCAAAACAUUUGCAAAGCUUUUCAUUAAAUUGCAUUGUCUAAACCCAUGAGAAUUUAAGGACUCUGGUAGAUUGAAAUGUCUAAGGUGGGUGUAAGAUAUGCAAACAAAAUAACACUGGAAAUAAAUAUUGUACCUCAUUAUGAACAGAAUUAGUUACACAAGAGAACAAAUAAUAGAGAUGUACAUCAGUUUUUGGCACAGACAAGUUGAAUGAUAAACAAGCUCUGUGCUUGUUUAAACUAAAUGCAAAUGUGCAACUGUACUACAGAUUUUAAAAAAAGUUUUGAUGCACACAGGAGGGGCUUCUUACCAGUUUCAUUAAACCAAGAUACAUUUCACUAUACAUUUAAAAUCUGUGUCGAGAAAGGAAGUGUGGGAUGGUUUCCACUUCCCAUUACAUUUUCUACUUUAGGAUAAAUAGAAAAGAUCGGUGCGUUUUAACGUGUGGGGGAUAGAAGUGGAGGGCUUUUUAAAGUGGGGAGGGGCUGCACUUCACACGAUCUUCCUCUUCUGAAUCUCAGAUACUAUUUAAAUGCAGCUAAUCCCAACAUAUGACAUUCCAGCGCUGGGGAAAAGACAGUCCGGGCGGAGAUUCUCCAGGAAGGGGAGCUGAGAGCGCGCUGCGAGGGAGAACCGCGUGCUGCGGGGGAGUGUGAGCUGCUCACGCCUUCGGGUGCCCCGCAGAACUCGGCAGCGGAGGACGCGAGCUGGCUGGGAGGCAGGUUGGGAGAGCGGGCACUGGCCACCGCCAGGGUUGGCCCCUGUAAGGACCUCGGAGAGCUCCGGCCGCUGCGCACGCACCUCAGCCCGCUCAAGCGGGGGCACAAGGGGAAUAUAACCCGGGCGAGCCGACGGGAGGAGACAGUGAGGGCUGGGAGCCGCGGGGAGGAGAGAGGCUCCUAGAGAGGCAGCAGCAGCGGAGCACAGGUGGGCGCCUCCAGGACGGGGACCUUCACUGCACCAGCGAGAGGCGGCCUCUUGUCCCACCCCAGCCCCGCGGUGCUGGAGUCUCCCUGCCGGCCGGGGCAGCGCCGCCCGCUCCCGGCGGGUCUGGGCUUGUUCUGCUCAGCCUGAUGUGCCCCACGGCGGGCGCGGGCACGGGAAGGGGCGCCCCGCCUGCCAGCGCCUCCCUGCGGGUGCCGCCUGCGCUGGGCACCUGGAGCGGCAGCCGCCGCGCUGGGCUUCGUCGCUGCCUGAGCUGCCGCGUCGCGGGCUGGACUAGGCGCUGAGCAUGUGCUUUGCGGGCGAGGGGGACCCCGUGCCCGCCACCGGAGCGUAGCUCCUGAUCGCAGCCCCUGGGUGGGAGGAGAGAGACCGGCUCCCUCCAGCCUCCCCUUGCCAUGGGAUGGCCGCCCCCUGCGAGCCCAAUUACUGCCCGCUCGCCGUCAGCCUGAAGGAAGCCGGGGAGGGAGCGUCCCUGGCCGGGCAGUUCGGCAACGGGACCAACGAGUCCCUGCAGGAGCUCUUCAGGAGCAUCAACCUGGAGCGAGCCGAGGGGCUGCAGGGGGACGGCUCCGCCGUCCUGCGCAUCCUCAUCUCCAGCGUCUACUCGGUGGUGUGCGCCCUGGGGCUGGUGGGCAACCUGCUGGUGCUCUACCUGAUGAAGAGCAAGCAGGGCUGGAAGAAAUCCUCCAUCGACCUCUUCGUCACCAGCCUGGCGCUCACCGACUUCCAGUUCGUGCUGACGCUGCCCUUCUGGGCGGUGGAGAACGCCCUGGACUUCACCUGGCUCUUCGGCAAGGCCAUGUGCAAGAUCGUCUCCUACGUGACGGCCAUGAACAUGUACGCCAGCGUCUUCUUCCUCACCGCCAUGAGCGUGGCCCGCUACCACUCCGUGGCCUCGGCGCUGAGCCGCCGGCGGGGCGGCCCGGGGUGCCGCUCGGCCAGGUGGCUGUGCCUCCUCAUCUGGGGCGCGGCCAUGCUGGCCUCCCUGCCCCACGCCGUCUUCUCCACCACCGCCACCGUCUUCGGCGAGGAGCUCUGCCUGGUCCGGUUCCCCGAGGGCCGGGGCAACAGCGCCCAGUUCUGGCUGGGCCUCUACCAGGCCCAGAAAGUGCUGCUGGGCUUCCUGGUGCCGCUGGCGGUCAUCAGCCUCUGCUACCUGCUGCUGCUGCGCUUCCUGGGCGAGCGCCACGUGGGCCGGGCCUGCGGCGGGCCCAGGCGGCGGGCCCAGGUGACCCGCUCGGUGACGGUGGUGGUGCUCUCCUUCUUCCUCUGCUGGCUGCCCAACCAGGCGCUCACCGCCUGGGGCAUCCUGGUCAAGCUCAACGUGGUGCCCUUCAGCCCGCAGUACUUCCUCUCGCAGGCCUACCUCUUCCCCGUCAGCGUGUGCCUGGCGCACUGCAACAGCUGCCUCAACCCGCUGCUCUACUGCCUGCUGCGCCGCGAGUUCCGCGCCGCCCUGCGCCGCCUGCUGCGGCGCCUGGCCUCGCCCUCGCUCACCGCCACGCGCCCCUUCACCGCCACCACCAAGCCCGAGCCCGAGGAGCAGGCGCUGCGCGCCCUGGUGCCCGCCAGCCCGCUGCCCCCCGCCGCCGCCCAGCCCGAGCUCCUCUACUACCCGCCUGGCGUGGUGGUGUGCAGCGCCCGCUGGGACCCGCUGCCCAGCAGCUCCGCCGAGCAGCGCUGCUGAGCCGCAGGGGCGCCUGGGAGCGACGGAAUGGGAGGCUGGGGGCAAUGCCCACGGGGGGGAUGGGCUCCAGGGAGUGUCCCAGCCCUGGGAGCGGUGGAGCGGGUAUUUGAGGGGGAUGGGCUCUGGGGACCGUCCCAGCGGUGGAGGAGUGGCUGUGUGUUCUGGCCUUAGGAGAAGUGGGGGGGAAGGGAGGGUCCAUGGGGGAUGAAAUUGCAGCUCUCCCCUCAGCUUUGCCAAGAGGCCCAGCCUUGGGGGUGUCCAUGGAGACUGAGGCUCCAUGUGGCCAGGCUACUGUGCAUGGAGGGGCCGGGUGGGCUAAAUGGGGGACAAGGACGCCUGGGAAGUGGAGGGCGCUUGCGGACUUCGUAUGAGGAGGUUGCGGGAGCGCCGGGUGGUGAGACUGCAGCUGGAGCGGUGCCGUGUCCAGGCACCGUCGGGGUGUCCCUUGCCUCCUCAUUGCAAUCUCCCAGGUGCAGAGGAGGUGGCUGAGGUGUGUGGGAAGCAAGCCAGGACUUUCCACCUGCCACCACAGAGCCCAGGUUGGGGGGACCUGGCUUUGUUUGCCCUCUCCCAGCACUGAACUGAGGUACCAAGCACAACUCACUGUAAAUGCAACUGUAGCUCUGGCUCUAGCACAGUUCCAGAGAGAAGUCUGUUUGUGGGGCGUUCACUGCAGCACUUCAUCUUCUCUUAGCCUGUUGCCAAAGCAAAAUGAUUCUCAUUGAUAAACAAGAACAGGAGUAACUGAUGUUUGGGAACUGGGGGCUGCUGAAUAGGGGAAGCGGCUUUUUCUAUUUUAUUACCUGUAACUAGAAACUUUGCACUAGCGGUGAAAUGUUAUGUCCAACCAUCAGCCACUGUUGUAGAUCAUUUGUGGUUAAUGGGGUACUGUAUCUGUAACUGACCAUUGCUUAGAAAGAAUGAAACCACUGCACUGCCAAUUUUAAAGGGGCUGAAUAUUCAGAGCCCAAGACCAGAAGGCACCAUUGUGACCAUCUGGUCUGACCUCCUGUAGAGCAUAGAACUUCCCCAAAAUCAUUCCUAGAACACAUCUGUUAGAGAAACAUCCAAUCUUGAUUUAAAGAUUGUCACUGAUGAUGAAUCAGCCAUGAACCCUGAUAAAUUGUUCCAAUGGUUAAUUAACCGCACUGUUAAAAAUGUACACCAUAUUUCCAGUCUGAAUUUGUCUAGCUUCAAAAUUUCCAGCCCUCAGAUUGUGUUACAACUUUCUCUGCUAGAUUCAAGAGCCCAUUAUCCAAUCAUUGUUCCCCAGGUAGGUACUUAGAGGAUGCAGUCAACCAAGCCACCCCUUUCUCUUCUCUUUGCCAAGUAGACUGAACUGCUUGAGUCUGUUACUGUAAGGCAGUGGUUCUCAACCUUUCCAAACUACUGUAUUCCUUUCAGGAGUCUGAUUUGUCAUGCGUAUCCCAAGUUUCACUUCACUUAAAAUCUACUUGCUUACAAAAUCAGACAUAAAAGUGUCACAGCACACUAUUACUGAAUAAUUGUUUACUUUCUCAUUUUUACCAUACAAUUAGAAAAUACAUCAAUUGGAAUAUAAAUAUUGUACUUACAUUUCAGUGUAUAGUAUAAAGAAAAGGAGUACUUGUGGCACCUUAGAGACUAACCAAUUUAUCUGAGCAUAAGCUUUCGUGAGCUACAGCUCACUUCAUCGGAUGCAUUCCUUUUCUUUUUGUGAAUACAGACUAACACAGCUGCUACUCUGAAACCAGUGUAUAGUACACAGAGCAGUAUAAACAAGUCAUUGUCUGUAUGAAAUUUUAGCUUGUACUGACUUCACUAGUGCUUUUUAUGUAGUCUAUUAGAAAACUAGCAAAUAUCUAGAUGAAUUGAUAUACCCCCUGGAAGACCUCUGUGUACUCACAUACCCCUGGUUGAGAACCACAGCUAUAAGGCAUGUUUUCUAAUCCUUUAAUCAUUCUUGUGCCGCUUUUCUGAAUCCUCUCCCAUUUAUCAAUCUAUUUCUUGAAUUGUGGGUACCAGAACCGUAUACAAUAUUCCAGCUGUGGUCACAACAGUGCCAAAUACAAAGGUAAAAGAGCCUCUCUACUCCUGCUCAAGCUUCCCCUGUUUAUUCAUCCCAGGAUUGCAUUAACUUUUUUGUCCACAGCGUCACAUUGGGAAGUCGUGGUCAGCUGAUUAUCCACCCUGACCCCAAAAUCUUUUUCAGAGUCACUGCUUGCCAGGAUAGAGUCCCCAGUCCUGUAAGUAUGGCCUACAUUCUUUGUUCCUAGAUGUAUACAUUUACACUUAACCAUAUUAAACCACAUUGCUUGCACCCAAUUUACCAAGCAAUCCUGAUCACUCUGUAUCAGUGACCUGUCCUCUUCAUUACCGACCACUCCCCCACAUUUUCUGUCAUCUGCAAACUUUAUCGGUGACAAUUUUAUGUUUUCUUCCUGGUAAUUGACACAAAUGUUAACUAGCAUAGGGCUAAGAAAAGAUAUCAACUUAGUUUGACAAGAUCUAUUUUCAUAAACCCCUGUUGAUUUGCAUUAAUUACUUUACCCUCCUUUAAUUUGGUGUUAAUCAAGUCCCCUGCCAGCUGCCCCAUUAUCUUGCCCAGGAUCAAUAUCAAGCUGACAGGCUUAUAAUUAUCUCGGUUAUCCCAUUUACCUUUUUAAAAAUGGGCACAUUACCUUUCCUGUAGUCUUCUAGAAUUUCCCCAGGGCUCCAAGUCUUCUUGAAAAUCAACAUUAACAGUGCAGCAAGCACCUCAGGCAGCACUUUUAAAACUUUCGGAUGCAAGUUAUCUGGACCUGCUGAUUUCAAAAUGUUUGCUUCUAGUAUUUUCUGUUUAAUAUCCUCCAGAGACACUAGUGGAAUGGAAAGAGGGUUAUCAUAAAAUGAGACAUCUGUUUUUUCCCCAGAUACAGACAAAUAUGAAUAUAGAGGUACUUGGCAGUGUUUCCAUGUGUCCAUUUUUGUUCAUAUCUGCUGCUGUGGAUUUUAGAUGUCCAAAGAUGCUUCCCUCCAUUGGGCUCUGUAUAUAAGAUGUGCCACAAGAGAUCAUUACAUGCCUCUGGUCACAAUUCAUACAUGCUAACCCAUGUGAGAAUGAUGGGUGGGGAUGACAGAGACAAGACCAGUUCCAGGAGUUUCAGCUUGUGGAGUUUCCUACUCAUCCGUUCAUCUGGGGGGACAGGUUUAUUCCUCUGCUGGAUGGAGGGGUCCACUCCUUUAGCAUGACCAUGAGAUCCACAUUGAUCUCAGGAGAUUCACAGAAGACAGGAUGCAGAUGUUGUUGCCUCCAUUCUAUGCUUGGCCCCACACCAGCUCCUGUAGGAUCUAUGCUUCCAGGUGCUCCCCCUACACAGCAGCCUUUGGAACCUAGAGGAAAAAUAGUUCCACGGGGAAAAGGGGAGAGACUAAAGCACAAGGUCAGGCGGUAUUACUUUGCAUUUCUUUCUGCUGUGGGUUUGGAGGACAGAAUCUGGAGGAGCCCCCUUCUGCCCCUGGUCUGACCUCUACAACUCAUGAAGCUGGAAGUGCAAGGGGAGCGCACAGAGGAGUACUGUGGGGGUGGGAAGGAGCAAAUGAGAGUGGUAAAAUUUCCUUCUCUCUAUGGAUUCUUCUGGUCUAGAGGUUUUGCUCCUGUUGUAACUCAAGCUGUUAUUAGUUAUUAACUUGAGCUAAUUAACACAAUUGUAAAUUGGAUGCCCCAGACACUGCACAGCAGUUUAGUCCAGGACCCAAGUGUUUGUGGUUCACCUUUGGGCUUAGCCUACAGCAAACAUUCCCUCUGUGAAAUUCACUCCUGUAACACUGAAGUGGGUGGAAAGGGGGAGGGGAGCGAGCGUAUUACAUAAAAUGGCAAUGGGGGUGGGGGCAAUUUUCCUCCAUUAUGGACACAGAUUAGAGCAUGAGGCCUUCAGUUUUUUCCAGAAAACCUUGCAUUGACUUCAAUGGGAAUUUUACUCUGUCCUUAGAGAGGUACAGAGUCCUUCAGGAUUUGGCCCCAUGCUCUCUUCCAACCCUAAUCUACGAUUCUAUGCUGUACAUGCCUAUGAAGUCCAGGAUAGAAUUAAGACUUGCUCCUGUGCACAGGCUGUAACUGGGUCAGGCAUUUGAACCAAAGCACCAUUAUUCUGUCUCAAGACAGCUGAGACUUCUUGUAUCCUUAUAAUCCUGAGCAGGGCGAUAGAGACAUAGGGCAGUGUUCAGAAAGCAACAAAAAUUAUUUGGAGGAAAGAUUCAAAGACCCUGGAGAUGACUGAGAGGGGACCUCAGCUAUGGUAAGUGAAUAAAACAGCAAGUAUGGGGUAAAAGCUGCUCAGAACAAUCUGGUUUUUGUUCAGAGCAGUGAGCUAGAUUACACUGUUGCCCAAGGAAAGUGCCAAGAGUACAAUCACUAGGACUGUAGGCAGGGCAAAACUUUAGAACGUGUAGGGAAUCAUCCUGCAUAUGUAGUGAAAGGGACUGGAUUCAGGAGGGUCUUUCCAUCUGUAACUUCCACGACACAGGGGAAAAAACAUCUUCAGCACAGCAUCUAUGGGCUGUUUCUUAGGUUGUUUGAGCAACAUUCUUCAAACAAUUGCAUGAAUGCAGAGCUGACUGGUUUCCUCCAAAUGCCCAUGUUUGGAUUUAUAACAAAAAUCCUCUUAUGAAUCAAAGUAAAAUGUUCAUAUAGCUCUAUGUGCAGCAGCAGUCAAAAAGCUAACAGAAUGUUAGGAACCAUUAGGAAAGGGAUAGAUAGUAAGAAAUAUCAUAGUCCCUCUAUACAAGUCUAUGGUACAUCCACACCUGGAAUAUUGUGUGCCGUUCUGGUCACUCCAUCUCAAAAAAGGUAUGUUAAAAUUGGAGAAGGUACAGAGGACAACAAAAAUGAUUAGAGAUCUGGAACAACUUCUGUGUGAGAAAAGGUUAAAAAGACUGGGACUUUUCAGCUUGGAAAAGAGAUGACUAGGAGGAGAUAUGAAAGAGAUCAAUAAAAUCUUGACUGGUGUGAAUAAAGAGGUGUUAUUUACUCCUUCACAUAAUACAAGAACCAGGGGUCAUGCAAUGAAAUUAACAGGCAGCAGAUUUAAAA